This is a messenger RNA of Cinclus cinclus, 1398 nucleotides long. RefSeq names its product cholinergic receptor muscarinic 2 (gene CHRM2). Bases 1 to 1398 code for a protein of 465 amino acids. The transcript has a single exon. NCBI's taxonomy places the organism in Eukaryota, Metazoa, Chordata, Aves, Passeriformes, Cinclidae. Gene Ontology annotation, molecular function: G protein-coupled acetylcholine receptor activity. The record is from RefSeq and is a predicted model, not a curated record. Gene Ontology annotation, cellular component: plasma membrane. Gene Ontology annotation, biological process: adenylate cyclase-activating adrenergic receptor signaling pathway; regulation of heart contraction.
AUGAAUAACUCAACAUACAUAAACUCUUCCACUGAAAAUGUGAUGGCCUUGGAGAGCCCCUAUAAAACUGUUGAGGUAGUGUUCAUUGUGCUGGUGGCAGGGUCUCUCAGUCUAGUCACCAUAAUUGGGAACAUCCUGGUCAUGGUGUCAAUCAAAGUCAACAGGCACCUCCAGACUGUCAACAAUUAUUUCCUGUUCAGCCUGGCCUGCGCUGACUUGAUCAUCGGCAUCUUUUCCAUGAACCUGUACACCCUCUACACUGUGAUAGGGUACUGGCCCUUGGGGCCUGUGGUGUGUGACCUCUGGCUGGCUCUGGACUAUGUGGUCAGCAACGCCUCUGUGAUGAACCUGCUCAUUAUCAGCUUUGACAGGUACUUUUGUGUCACCAAGCCUCUGACGUACCCCGUGAAGCGGACCACGAAGAUGGCCGGCAUGAUGAUCGCAGCCGCCUGGGUGCUGUCCUUCAUCCUCUGGGCCCCUGCAAUCCUCUUCUGGCAAUUCAUUGUGGGAGGAAGGACUGUCCCAGAUGGGGAUUGCUACAUCCAGUUUUUUUCCAACCCUGCUGUCACUUUUGGCACUGCCAUUGCAGCCUUCUAUUUGCCUGUUAUCAUCAUGACUGUCCUUUACUGGCAAAUCUCCCGAGCCAGUAAGAGUCGGAUAAAGAAAGGAAAAAAGGAAGCCACCCAAAACCAAGAAACAGUUUCCCCCAGCCUUGUCCAAGGUAAAAUAGUGAAACCAAACAAUAACAAUAUCCCCACCAGCGGAGAUGGUUUGGAGCACAGCAAAAUUCAGAAUGGAAAAGCCAGUGAAGAGACUGUGACCAAUAACUGUGUUCAAGGGGAGAAGGAGAGCUCCAACGACUCCACCUCCAUCAGUGUGGUCGCUUCCAAUUUGAAAGAGGAUGAAGCUACCAAAGAUGCCAGACAGGCUUCUGCCUCCCAAGACCAUGUCAAAGCAGAGAACUCCAAGCUGACAUGCAUCAGGAUAGUCACCAAGUCCCAAAAGGGGGACUGCUGUGCCCCUACCAACACUACUGUGGAGAUCGUAGGCACGAACGGAGAGGAGAAGCAGAACAACGUAGCCCGAAAAAUCGUCAAGAUGACGAAGCAGCCAGCCAAAAAGAAACCACCCCCUUCUAGAGAGAAAAAAGUGACAAGGACAAUACUGGCCAUCCUCCUGGCCUUCAUCAUCACCUGGACCCCAUACAAUGUGAUGGUGCUCAUCAACAGCUUCUGCGCAUCCUGCAUCCCUACCACCGUAUGGACCAUCGGUUACUGGCUCUGUUACAUCAACAGCACCAUCAACCCCGCCUGCUACGCGCUCUGCAAUGCCACUUUCAAGAAGACUUUUAAGCACCUUCUUAUGUGUCAUUACAAGAAUAUAGGAGCUACAAGGUAA